CGACACGCCAACCGCCCCGUGACGGGUUGGUUGUGCGCCGGAAGUGGCUUGGAGUGCUGAGCUGGUCAGCCGAACCGGUGCUUUGAUCCGCCUCCUCGGGGGGAAGGAGAAGGGAAAGGGAAAGGGAAGGGAGGAAACGGGGAAAGGAAGACGAAGAAGGCAGCCGGCCUCGGAAACUGAGGUGAAACCAUGGCGCAGCCGAAGGGAGGCAAAGUUGGAACGAAAGGGAAGAAGCAGAUUUUCGAAGAGAACAAGGAGACCCUAACAUUCUACUUGCGAAUUAUUCUGGGAGCGAACGCUAUUUACGGCACAGUGAACCUCUUCCUGUUCUACAGCUCAGUCACGUUCUGGACCUGGGGAUUCUUGGCUUUUGCCUUUGUUGUCUAUAGUUUAAGCUACCGUUGGAUGCAGGGAAUGGCACAGCCUGUGUUCUCUGAGGAACGUGUCCUACUCGAUGGAGGCAUUGACCUGAACAUGGAGCAGGGUAUGGCAGAGCAUCUGAAGGAUGUGAUCUUACUCACUGCUAUCUUGCAGGUCCUCAGCUGUAUAUCCAUGUACUUCUGGUAUCUGUGGCUCCUGGCACCAGGGAGGGCUCUCUACUUGCUGUGGGUGAACAUCCUGGGACCUUGGUUUACCGCAGAGCCUCCCGGUAAUCCGGAGAUAUCUGAAAAGAAGCACAGGCGGCAGGAGCGCCGACAGAUGAGAAAGCAGCAGUAGAACGAGCUGCUUCCAGACCUUUGUUUACCGAUCGAUUCCUCGGAGCCGUGCGCUGAGAACGUAGCCAUUGCCCCACCUCCCUCGCCAAGGUUUCCCAGCUACCUCAGGCCUCUCGUGAAGAGGCCUACCUGUGCUGAGGGAACGCACUAGCUGUUUCUCAAUGGUCAGCUCCCCACCCCCCGUACGUCCUGUUGCCAUGUAAUUAUUCCAAGGCUUUAAAAAAAAAUGAGCCGUUGCUGGCCAUUCUCCUCCGCGCGUCUGCACCUCAGGUUGAUUCAUGCUCGGCUGCUUGUUAGCUUUAGGUGUCAUCUUCCUCCACCCCUACAGGACAGCACCACUGAGCCAAGUGGGUGGGGUAAUGUACUGAAAUCUUUGUGGAACCAAACCGGCUUAGCGAUGCCUCACUACCUCAGCUUUUGAGUUUGCGUGUCCAUGUUUGUUCCGAGCGGCAGCUUUCUUUGGAGACCAGUUCUUCAGAUGUCGGCCAUUUUUUGCCAUGGUGCUGGUGGGUGACCCUCAGCAGUGAUUCCCAGCUAAUCAAGAGGGAGAGAGUAGAUCGUGCCCUGCCCUGCCCUGGCUCUCGUGGACCUACCACCACAGGGUCCUGAGUGUAGGGCCACUGCAGCCGUUCUGGGGCGUUUUGUGUCGCUAUCCCAUCUGGGCUAUAGACUGGGCACAAGGGAUCAGAGCUUUCAGUUCCAGUGACUGGGAAUUUUAGUUAGGAACAGCUCGAGAAAUCCCCUUGUGUCUCAGCAUGUUUGUUGAAACGAGCGAGGGGGAGUUAUUAUUCCCAGGGAUGUUGGGCAAGGGUUGGCCAACCAGAGGGAGGGAUAGAACAAGCCUGUCUUUGCCCACUGCCUGAUCCAUCCCUCCACAUCUCCAGCUCCCUCCUCACUGAGUGGAACAUUGGAAUGGAUGGGAGUUAAUUUAGCCCCUUAUCUGUUCCAAUCAGUGAGAUCAUGGCUCAUCUAUAUCACAACUCCACCGACUUGCCUUCGCUCUGUAUCACCUGUUCCCCUAAGUGAGCAAUAAUCUGUUGAGUUCAGAUUUAAAAAUUAAGCUAGAUUCUACUUUGGAGAGAGGAAGGCCAGUAUUUUUCUCUUCUGAAUAGCCUGUCUGAUUUAUUUUUUCAGAUGAUCUCCCCUUAUUCUAGACUUGCAGUGGAAAAAUUCUUCCUUUCCCUCUCUUGCACUGUUUCCUACUCUACCUGUCCCCUCAGAAAAACCCAUCCUAUUCCAAGGUGUAUACAUGGGGAAUAUUUUAAUAAAAUGGAGCUGGGCUACACUGGCAAGUGUGCUCCUACCACCCAGGGUCAGUCUUUAGAUGUUUUUACCAUUUUUAAUGAGCUGUCGUUUUCACCGUUGCUCUGUCAGAUGUGGCUGUCAGUAUUCUACUGUCCUUCUUGCCGAGAAGAUCGUGAGUUCACUCAACACUGAGGCCUUGAGCAGAGGGUGACGUUCCAGUGCAGUACUGAAGGGGUGCUGCAUUGCUAGCAGCAGUAUCUUCUGCGAUGAGACAUAAGAACAAGGCUCCAUCUGACUUUCUCUGCAGUUGACAGAAUCCCGUGGCACUUAGAGUUCUCCAGGUCGAUAUUUAUACCUCAACCAACAUCACAGAAACAGAUUACCUGGUCAUCCUCUCGUUGCUGUUUGCUAGUGAGCCCCCGCUGUACAUAAAUGGGCUGCUGUAUCUCCCUACGUUGUGACAGCAACUGCUCUGCAAAUGUCUUUCACAUAGUAAAGCUCAUGGGGAUGUCCUGCAGAUGUGAAGAGUGCAAUAUAAGUGUGUGUCCGACUUUUCCUCGUGCGAAUGAGCUCCUAUCCAGCAAGUUGAGUCUUAAUAUCUCUGCGACGUAUUCCGAAUCAGUGACAAAAUGCUACUCGAAGUGGCCAAGGAAGGUCGUCUUUGUGCAUCAGGCUGCGGGGGCGGGGAGGGACCUGCAGGGUUUUACACUUAGACUAUGCACAGGGGAGAACGCUGUGGCAGCAGGCUUACCCCCAAGGACCAAACGAUUUCACAUCUUAAUGUAUCAGUGUCUUAACUCAUUGCCUGCAGGAAGGUGAGGGCGGGGUAUUGAAUAAUGGGCAAGUGCACGAUGGCCUACACAGAUCAACAGUCAAGGCUGAACGACUUCGAUCUUCUCCACUUACUGUAUUGACUCAGCGACAAAUAACUGUAUUUAAAAUUUUAUUAAACUAUAAGAAACAAUCAGUUUACACAAUAUCAAAUGCAUAUUGAAUAAAUAUUGUACGAUA
Messenger RNA from Rhincodon typus (whale shark), 2972 nucleotides. RefSeq names its product transmembrane protein 208 (gene tmem208). Gene Ontology annotation, cellular component: intracellular membrane-bounded organelle. The record is from RefSeq and is a predicted model, not a curated record. The coding region runs from base 190 to 717 and encodes 175 amino acids. Lineage: Eukaryota; Metazoa; Chordata; Chondrichthyes; Orectolobiformes; Rhincodontidae. Gene Ontology annotation, biological process: vacuolar protein processing. The transcript is spliced from 6 exons.